AGUGAACACCUACCUCUUCAUGAUGCAAGCCCAAGGUAUCAUGAUUCGUGAAAAUAUGAGAACGAUAGGAGCACAGGUUUAUGAGCAGGUGGUCCGCAGUGCCUAUGCCAAGAGGAACAGCACUGGAAAUUACUCUGAUUAUCCUCUUGAUUUGAAUCACACUGAAAACUUCCUGCAAACAACAACUUUCCUUCCUGAAGAUUUUACUUACUUUCCAAAUCAUACUUGCCCUGAGAGGCUCCCUUCUAUGAAGGGCCCAACUGAUGUAAAUAUGAGUGAAAUCAGUAUGGAUGAGAUCCACCAGUUCUUCUCCCAAGACCCUACUAUCAAAUUAGGAGGCCAUUGGAAGCCUAAUGACUGCUUGCCUCGCUGGAAAGUGGCUAUUCUUAUUCCAUUCCGCAAUCGUUUUGAACAUCUUCCAGUUCUCUUUAGACAUCUUAUUCCAAUGCUGCAACGUCAACGUUUACAAUUUGCAUUUUAUGUUAUUGAGCAAGCUGGUAAUCAGCCCUUUAAUCGUGCUAUGCUUUUCAAUGUUGGCUUUCGGGAAGCUAUGAAGGACUUGGACUGGGAUUGUUUGAUCUUUCAUGAUGUGGACCAUAUACCUGAGAAUGACCGUAACUAUUAUGGAUGUGGACAGAUGCCAAGACAUUUUGCUGCAAAGCUGGAUAAGUACAUGUAUAUCCUUCCUUACACUGAAUUUUUUGGAGGAGUGAGUGGCCUGACAGUGGAACAAUUCAAAAAAAUCAACGGCUUUGCAAAUGGAUUCUGGGGCUGGGGUGGAGAGGAUGACGACCUUUGGAACAGGGUUCACUAUGCAGGCUACUUGGUUACUCGGCCAGAAGGAGAUACAGGGAAAUACAAGUCAAUUCCCCAUCAUCACAGAGGGGAAGUGCAGUUCUUAGGAAGGUAUGCACUGCUGAGGAAGUCCAAAGAGAGGCAAGAAUUGGAUGGCCUCAACAAUUUGAACUAUUUUCCAAAUAUUACAUAUGAUAAUUUGUAUAAAAACAUAACUGUCAGUUUAACACCAGAGCUGGCUCUGGUGAGUGAAUACUAAGAGAAUAUGAGAAGAGAACAGCAAGAGAUUGUUGUAUAGAUGUCUCCUGGACAAGAAUAAUCUUGUGUCUAAUGAAGGAUCACAGUAUUUUGAAGAAUAAUUUUCAAAAGCACGCACACAGAUCAUCAGACUAUAGACAUAUUCACACUGUCAGUGAGUUCGGACUUGACUUGCUUUUUGAUUUCUUUUUAAAAAGAACUAUGGUGUGACCUGCUGCUUUAGUCCCAGCAUUCCAUUUCCUUAAGCAAUCUCCAGGAACAAAUAGAGAUUGGAUGUGCUUUUCUGCUCAUAAAACCAGUUUGGCUAAAAAGAAAACUGUUGGUUUCUUGACUUAGGGUGCUGGAAGCUACCCUGUAAGCUAUGGCCAUUAUUGGAGAUGAACUGCUACCUAACAAUGACACCAUUCUUCUGCAUUUGUGUUUGCAUUGGUUUUCUAAUUGACUUGCUUGAAGAAAAAAGAUAUAUAUAUCUAUAUAUACACACAAUCACUUCUUAAAGAAGUAUAGAUGUAAAUAAGCUGUAUAAAUUGCUUUCCUUUAUUUUUUAAAAAAAAUACAGUUCAAAACAGAAGCUGAAGGUUUACAACUUAACAUAACUCAAGUAAGCCCUCAACUGUGCAAGCACUUCAGCACAUCAGGAUGACACUCAUGCAAGUAAUUCUCUUCAGGGCUAUUUGUUAGUGGGAUUGAGACUUUGUCAGUUCAUUGGUUAUUUUGAAAGUCAGAGCAAUGUUUAUUGGAGGAGGAGGAAUCUGGCUUUGGGAGAGUGUAUUCUAUUCAUAAAAGUGCAAAGACCAAUCACAUACAUUUUUGGAGAUGCACAGUCUUUCUAAUGUCUUUUUGUGAUCUACUGCAUUUUGUCCCCAUAUUCCGUAAUGACAGCAAAAUAUCAGAGAAAAUAUCUCCCAGUUUCAUCUUUGUAAGGGACAAGAAGUUUCCAGAAAGUUACUGAAGUUUCCACUUUACGCUGUUACCCUCAUAUUUUUUGUUUGGUUUGUUUGCAAAUCAUUCAGUCUGUGUUGGAAAAGUCUGUAGUGAUUCCUGUAACUUUAAUUUUGGGGGGAGGGAUUAUGAAUAGUAUUUUGAUAUAUUUAUUGUGUAAAUGAAACUGAACUAAUAUAGACUAAGACUGUAGGGUUGAAGUUCUUGGGUAUGAUUAUUAACUAGAGAAAACAUUGCACAAAUACUGGGAUAAAUAUAUCCAGACUCCAACUCUUAAUUAAAAGAAUGAAGGGCAUUGAGAUUAGUUUUAAAAAAAUGUGAACAUCAGACAGAAGUGGUUGGUCCAUAAUCUCUUAAGUUUUUGUUUUAAGCUGUCAUAAUGGGUUUGUGCCUUUGUUUUGUUUUGCUUUUCUGGUUUAAAACCAGUCCAUCUGUUUAUAUAGCAUGUACAGACUUUUUUAAACUGGGGUGUAUUACUCUGGUAGAACAAAUUGUUCUUUAAUAUAUAUUUAUAGACAAAUUUGUGAGUACUUAAUGUGAAAAGUACUUUAAUCUUUUUGAUUGCAUUGUUGCCUUCAGUUGCUUUAACUUGUAUAAGUUUUUUUUUUUUUUUUAAGGUUUUGGGUUUGGUGGAUAUAUGAACCCCAUAUACAAAUGUUGUGGGUGUGAUUAACCAGGCCUAUUUUCUUGAAUCUCAAGAGUUAUGAAGGGGUGAGUGUGUGUGUGAGCACAUGUAUGCAUCUUACCAGCUGAUAUGAAAGGGCAGGAAGUCUGUUCUUGAGUUUGCUGAUAAGUACGCUUCGAAAUGUUUCAUAAGAGAACCUUUAUGGUUGCUGCAGAGGUAAUAACUUAGCUUUUUUUUCUCUUUUAAUGGCACAUGAAGCAAUAAAGACUUCUGCAUUUUGAUAAUUUUCAGUUGUGAAUAAUUCAUAUAUAUUUUUCUUUUUUUCUUUUUUUUAUCUGGAAGGCUAGUAGAAAUCAACAUUUUAUUUAAUGGUGCUUCAGUUGAGAAUGUGUUUCAAUCUGUCUUAAUUCACCAUGACAUUUCCAAACAGCCAUUAGGCAGUGCAGCCCCCCCCCGCACACACACACUUUAAAAAUAGAUUGUCCACCCUUCUACUAUACCCUCUGAAUUACCUCUGCUAAGAAAUGCACUUGUUGAAGAUUGGUGUGAAAGAGUCAGUUUCACUACUUAGUCAAUAGUUCUGGAUUGAUUUUUUCCCCAAAUUAUUUUCUUGCCCUUUCUUUAAAAGCGUGGAAUAUCUUUUAAAUGUGCACUGUUACUCUUAUCAGAUAAGUCAGUUAUUGUAUGGUAAAUGUAAUUGUUGGAAACAUAACUGUCAAACGCAUGUGUUGUUACGGUGUUUUUAAAAAUCAUUUAAAAUGUGUACAUUAAUAGCUGAAAUUUCAACAGAGUGCUCCCCAUUUCCAUCAGCACUGUCAGCUAAUAUUGCUAAGGGACAGAACAUUAUGAAUAUAAAAAUGUAUGUUUUAUAUGAGCCAUGUGGGUCUUUAUUUGCUAAAACAUUGAUUUAGAACCUCUUUUUUUUUUUUGUAAAAACUCUUUUGUAAUGAGUUUACCAGCUGAGCAACCACUGUGCAUUGCCAAACAUCUACUGUCAAAGAUAGAAUUGAAUCAUAUAAUUUCCUUCUUUCUAUUGUUUUGAGUUUGCUGUGUUUUCUGUGAGACUCCAAGGGUAUAUUUUUGCACUGAAAUCUAGUGUUAAAACCCACAAUUUUCAGCAAAGCAAUCCGUUGUAUCAUUGCAUUUAUUCACCUGUGUGUUUGUACAUUUUUGUAUUUGUUAAUUUAUGAGUGAUUUUUUUCAGUAAAAAGAAUACAUAUUCAAGAACCAAGAAAUGGUAAUGAUGUUGCUUUAUUUAUGAGUGAAUUACUAACAUGCAAUUCACUGUAGUAAAGAGACAGAUUUACAGACAAGUCUUAA
This is a messenger RNA of Python bivittatus (Burmese python), 3940 nucleotides long. Lineage: Eukaryota; Metazoa; Chordata; Lepidosauria; Squamata; Pythonidae. The record is from RefSeq and is a predicted model, not a curated record.